Ictalurus furcatus (blue catfish) is the source of this 2914-nucleotide messenger RNA. RefSeq names its product centrosomal protein 76 (gene cep76). Lineage: Eukaryota; Metazoa; Chordata; Actinopteri; Siluriformes; Ictaluridae. Bases 416 to 2482 code for a protein of 688 amino acids. The record is from RefSeq and is a predicted model, not a curated record. The transcript has 13 exons.
GUGGAAUCGACUCUUGGAAGUGACUCCAUCGAAUUCCCUGACUUGGCAUCGGAAUCGGAAUCGACUCCAAACUUUGUGGAAUCGAACAGCCUAUGGCCCUUUCCAAUAUGGCGGACGCACUGGCGUGUCACUAUUAGCUAGCAACGCAGAGUCUAGUGUUUUGAAAUCCACAGCGCGUAGUCCCGCUUACUUUUCCGCCAGGGUUUGAACGGUUGGUGAUUACAUGGAGGCGUUUACGCUUUUGCAACGUUCUUAAGCUAGUAGCAAGUAAUAAUGUAACUAAGAAAUCAUUCGUUUCAUAUUCAGAACGACGAUAAUAAUCUUGAACAGUAAAUUUGAGAUGAGAUGAGAUGAGCUGAGCAGUGCAUUUCGCUUUGCUGUUUGUUUGGAUUGUGUACGAGAAAGCGGUUGAAACAUGUCUCUACCUCCGGAGAAAGCUUGGGAACUAAAACAGAUCAUUCAGAAUCACCUGAGUAAGAUGGAUAUCCAGGGGAAGAUUAGGGAUGUGGUAGAGGAGGCAGUGAGGUGUGAGGGGGACCGGGGCGAGCAGCCUCUCUCUCAGGAGGAUCUGCUGACCGAACUGCAGCGCAGGGGCAUCGUGGAGGACGCCAUGAAGCAGCUUAGCUUCACUAAUGCAAGUUUGCAAGUUCUCCCUGCACCUCAAGGAUUUCCUCCUGGAUCUCCGGUUUCCUCCCCUACUCCAAUGACAUGCGCUGCACUUUCACAAACAGAGGGGGAGGAUCUGAACAAGUCUCCAGCUCGUGUAACUGAGAAAGAUGUUACACAGCUUAAAACAGCCAAUAUCAAUCCACUGAGGAGAUACUUGUACCUGCAGGUUCUUGGGGGAAAGGCCUUCCUCGAGCACUUACAGGAGCCAGAGCCUUUACCUGGUCAGGUGUGUUCUACCUUCACACUCCACCUUCACUUCCGCAACCAACGCUUUCACUCCAAACCUGUGCCUUGUGCCUGUGAUCCAGACUUACAAGAGGGCUUUCUUCUAGAAGUACACCGAGAUGGUCCAGGUGACGCCAGUAAAAUGGCUGAUGCCACCACUAUGUUGUCCAUUUGUGACCCGGUGCACAUGGUGUUGAUACGGACAGACACCGCAGGAGACACGACGCUCAUCUCUUCUUAUUUCUUGGACUGGCGAUCUGUCCUCAGUGCCCCCAAUGGAAAGACAUCAGUCUCUGUGGAGCUGCUUGGUGUAGGCAGUGAGUGUAAAGUGCCCGCUGGUGUUCUUAACCUCAAGCUGGAACUGUAUCCUCCCCUCAGUGAAACGCUGAGCCCUGAAGUCAUCAGCACACAGCAAUCACUGGAGCGCCAGAAGACCGCAGAGAAAGAGCGUUUGUUUCUGGUCUAUGCUAAGCAGUGGUGGAGGGAGUUCUUAGAAAUACGACCUUCUCACCAAUCCAAGCUGGUUAAGAUCUUUGCACAAGAUGAGAAUGGGGUGAACCGACCAGUGUGUUCAUAUGUACGCGUGUUGCGUGCUGGACGGUUGUUGGAAAGUCCACGGCAGGCGGCUCGCUUUGUGAGUCUGCUGGCUCAGGAGAGGGCGCCUGUUCUGGGGGGAGGAACACGUCAGGAGCAGUGGUGCACUAUGAUGGCAUUCCUGUGUAGGAACAAGGGUGAUUGCGAGGACCACGCCACACUGCUGUGUAGUCUCCUGCUGGGCUUUGGCCUGGAUGCUUAUGUGUGUGUGGGCACCAAAGCUAAAAAUAUCCCCCACACCUGGGUUAUGACUUGUGGUACCGAUGGCACUGUCACUUUCUGGGAGAGUCAGACUACACACAGGUACGUACAUCAGCUGAUAGACCCUGAGGCUCCUCCACUAGUUCCUCAGCCCAAACCCACCUACCCAUACCGCACGAUUGGUUGUGUUUUCAACCACAAGACUUUCUUGGCUAACUGCCAGCCUUCAGACUCAGUGGAGUUGUGUGUGUUUGACUUCACGGAUGCGUCUCGCUGGAAAGCUAUGAGCAAAGAGGCUGUUUGUUCAGUUUGUGCCCCCAGUUCCAUAUCCUCUCUUCCUCCUACUCCUCCUCUCUGUCCACCCUCAGUGCAGGCCAGCGAUGCCAGCAACCAGCUAGAGCUUGAGCUACGCUACUUGGUUACUGAGCACAGGAAGGAUAUUGGUCUGGCUACAGUGUGGGAUGAUCACCUGUCAUAUCUGCUGUCAUCUGCUCUGGCAGCCUAUGAGCUGGAGCGCUGUAUGGGCAUAUCAUGUGGAAAUGAGGAGUUUCAGGAUGCUGUUCGGAGAGCUGUACCCGAUGGACACACAUUUAAAGGCUUUCCUAUUCAGUUUUUACACCGUAAUGCACGCAGAGCUUUUGCUACCUGCCUCAGGUCACCGUUCUGUGAGGAGGUUGUGUCUUGUCGAGGAGAUCAUGUUCGUCUGGCAGUGCGGGUGCGUGUGUUUCCCUACGUCGAAUCAGCCUGUGCUGUCUGGAUCAUGUUUGCCUGCAAGUACAGAUCAGUGCUGUGAUCUGUGGCCAACGUUGUGUGUGUGUGUGUUUGUGUAAAAUAAUAGUAAGAUGUGAUUUUGUUGGGACAUUUGUUUGUUCUCCAUAGAAAAUGGCUUUUAUUUUUUUUAUUUUUGUAUUUUACAAAAGUACUUACGAGCUCAACGAUUUUUUGGCAAUAUUUAGCUAUGUUAGUACACAGUCCAGAUGAAAUGGUCCUUGAAUAGUGUGUUUGAGUUUGUGCUACGCAUUUUAGAAUAUUUGCUUGUUGAAUAUGUGCUUGUAUUAAACUAUGUGACUUUUUCUAUCAUGUAUGUGUGUUUGGGGGUGGGGGUCAGGGGGUUAAAGUACAGUGGGUUUGGAACAUAUUCAGACACUUUCAGUUUUUGUACAGUUUAAUUUUUUAACAAUUAUGUUAAAUUGAAUCUACGCACAAUAAAUCAAUGACAAAGCGA